CACUAUCGCAAUAGAAACAAGAGCUGCAUUGGACACUGGUGGUGGACUACAUAUAAUGGAGAGGGUGAUACAAAUACUCGCCCUGUUGAUGUUGCGUUGUGUAAAAUGUAGUCCUUGUGAUGUAAAUCUAGUGACUGGAACAUAUGGUGUUUCUGACAAUGCGUUUUCGGCAUCAUCCACUUAUGGCGCCUGUGACAUAUAUGCUGCAAGAAUCAACAGUAGCAACGCCUGGUGUCCACAGGAUACUGACAACGAGCAAUAUUUACAGGUGGAGUUUCAGACGGACUCGGAACUGAAGACAAUACAGACACGUGGACGAGACGGUUAUGAUCAAUGGGUGACUCUAUACAGUGUUAACACCAGUAUAGACGGAAUCACAUGGAGUUAUAUAUUAAACUCUACUGGCGAUGUACAGAUGUUUCCAGGGAAUUCCGACAGAAACACAAUCGUUACCAACGAAAUAGAGGGAAAAGUCGUCGCCAAGUACAUCCGGGUUAUUUUGGUUUCCGGAUAUGGAGAUCACAAGAGGUCAAUGAGACUGGAGGUACAGGGAUGUCCAGUGUCAUAUACAUCAAACAGAAAUUGCCAACGAUGGGAAGCGAAGCUGGGAUCUACAGGAAACGUUUUUCCAAUUAUUGAGGACACAGACGCAUCGAACCAAGGUUUAUGUGGCUUGAAGUGUUUCAAACAAAAAGAAUGUAACAUAUUUCUGUUUGAAAUCGGGUCUGCUCGCUGUAGAUUACUUACUUCGACUUCCGAUGUAUGGCACCAAAUUGUGAAUCUGGACGGAGUUUGGUACUUCGUGCAAAACAACAAUGCCACCACUUUAUAAUUAGUUCAAUGUCCAUACCCUUAUGAGGCAACUCUGUUUGGGUAUCAUUUCACACACGAUGAGAACAUCAAUUUGGCUGUUAUUUUGUUGACAUGCAUCAUUAUUUAGGUAGCAGUGUACAUUAAAAAUGCCCAAUUCUGAAAAAAUAUGGCACAUGUUUUAGAUAUGUAAACAUUGCCAGUUCACUCUACAUGUUACCUCUGAUAAAGUAUACAUAUUUGUAAUCUGAACAUUUGCAAUUUUAAUACAGCUCUGAAGGAAAAGUAAACUUUUAUUUUCUGUGAUUUUUAGAGCUUUGAUUA
Molecule: messenger RNA, 1134 nt
Organism: Pecten maximus
Lineage: Eukaryota; Metazoa; Mollusca; Bivalvia; Pectinida; Pectinidae
Product: contactin-associated protein-like 2
Exons: 5
Coding region: 56-832 (258 amino acids)
Source: RefSeq, a predicted model, not a curated record